Messenger RNA from Aspergillus puulaauensis, 912 nucleotides. Its product is annotated as aromatic alcohol reductase. The transcript has a single exon. The coding region runs from base 1 to 912 and encodes 303 amino acids. Gene Ontology annotation, molecular function: oxidoreductase activity. Lineage: Eukaryota; Fungi; Ascomycota; Eurotiomycetes; Eurotiales; Aspergillaceae. The record is from RefSeq and is a predicted model, not a curated record.
AUGUCUUCCGUCAAAGUUGCCGUCGCUGGAGGAAGUGGUGCCGUGGGAAUCCCAGUGAUAAAAGAGCUGCUUGCUGCUGGAUUCCUCGUCACAGUCUUGCGCCGAAUCGGAAGUGACAGUUCCUCCAAUCUCCCAGAGAGCUCAGGCCUGAGCAUUCGCGAAGUCGACUACGAGUCCAUUGCCUCGCUCACGGGUGCUCUCCAAGGCCACACGGUUGUUGUUGCAUGCUUCGGUGUCUCAGCCCCGAUUGGAAGUCAAGAUGUUCUAAUCGACGCCUCCAUCGCUGCUGGGGUGACUCGUUUCUUCCCAGCGGAAUUUGGCACCGAUACGCAGAACGAGAAAUGCAUCAGGCUGCCCGUGUUUGCCAACAAGAUUCACACGCUGAAUUACCUAAAGGAAAAAGCCGCUACGAAUCCGAGCUUCACCUACACCGCUGUCUGUCCGGGAUUCUUCAUUGACUGGGGCUUGGAGGGAGGGUUCCUCGUCAACCCGAAAGCACACAGCGCCACCGUAUAUGACGAUGGUGAACGUCUAUUCAGUGUGACAACAUUGAAAACCACCGCCAAGGCUGUCGUGGGCAUUAUCAAUCGUUUGGAGGAGACCAAAAACCGGCACGUCUACAUCCAAGAUGCCUUGGUUUCCCAGAUCAAACUCAUUGCCAUUGCCAAAAAGCUCGACGGGAGAGAUUGGGACAUCACCCCCAUCAAGUCGUCCUCUGCAGAGUUCGACGCUUACGCAGAGCUCAAGAAGGAGAAUCCGGAUGCCCAAAAAAGCCUAUUUCCACUACUUAACCUCUCUAUCCUUGGCGAGGGUUACGGGGGCGACUUUUCGGCUCAUCUAGACAAUAAACUCCUCGGCAUUGAGGGUUUCAGUGACAACGAGCUUGAACAUUUGGUCAGGAAGUACCUUUAG